AUGGAGGAAAUACCCGACAGUCACGCCUUCGCGGCAGCGCCAAUGGAGGGCGUGGAGUCGGAGCAACCUGUGCAGGGUGUCGAGGCACCUUUUAACGAGGAUAUAAACGUUUUUUCAGCACCGGAAGCGGCGUCGGAGCCUGCCGCAGCGGAGCCAGGAUCGAGCACCGCGGAACACUUCGAGGCGGCGGAUGCGGGUUUCGCGGCGUCCGAUGCGGCGCCAGAUGCGGCGGCUGAUGGGGGGUACUCGGCGCACGAGAGCGCGGCAGCGGCGGCAGCGGCGGAGUUAGAAGGCGACGGAAGGGACGCGGAAGGAACGGUGGCAGCGCCAACGACGGUGAUCACGGAAGAUGCUGAGAACCUUCUGGACGACAUGCUGGGAGAGUCAGAACCUACUGCCGAACCUGCUGUUGCCGAGCCUGUUCCUCUAGAUGAUGCGCAAGCUGCAACCAUUGGUGUUGCUGGGGAGGUUCCUGCCGAUGCUACCCCCGAGGCUCCUCCCACUGCUGCGGAAACACCUGCAGAGGAAUCUGUUCCUGUAGAGGAAACGUCACCAGCGGAGAGGACAUCAGCAGGUGCACUAGAUGGAACCGAAACUGGUGCAGAGGAAUCUGCCCCUGCAGAGGAGAGUCAACCGCAGGGUGAUAACCAGGAGUUUGUUCCGCCAGUGGGGGAAGCGCUGGCGGAAGGGGAAGUUCCGCCAGUCGGGGACGCACAGGGAGAGGGGGAAGCGGCUCCGCCAGUAGAGGGGAUGGGCAUGGAUGUGAAGCGCGAUGAUGGGAGUGGUGCGUACGUGCAGCAGGAACCAGAGCAGCCUAUAACGGGUAUGGGCAUGGAUGUGAAGGUGGAUCAGGGAGGCAUGGAGGGGGGGCAGGUGGUGGGGAGAGAGGGGGAGGUUAUGGGGGAGGGAGGACAGGUGGUGGGGGGAGAGGGGGAGGUUAUGGGGGAGGGAGGGCAGGGGGUGGGAGAGCAUGUGGGAGAGUAUGUGGGAGACCAUAUAGAUGAGCAGGAGGGGGAUGGAGCACUUCAGCUUCAGAUGGGCAUGGAUGUGAAACCUGAUGGGGAAACGCCGGGGGAGAUUGCGCAGGGGGAAGCGGGCGAGCAAGGGGGAGUGGGGGAGGAGGCGCAAUACGAGCAGCAGGUUGGCGCAGUUGGCAGUGCGGGCGGAGAGCAUGGGGAGCACAGGGAGCGUGGGGAGCAUGGGGAGCAGCCACAUGAAGCGCAAGCGGGGGGAGAGCUUGGGGGGGAGGCGCACGCAGGGGGGGAGCAUAUGGCGCAAGAGUAUGCAGCGCAGGAGCAUGGGGGUGGGGAGUAUGGGGCACAGGGGUAUGUGGGGGAGGCUUAUACAGGGCAGCAGCAGCAGGGGGAGGCUUAUGCAGGGCAGGAGCAGGAGGUGGGGGUGUAUGCUGGGCAGCAGCAGGAGGGGGAGGCUUAUGCGGGGCAGCAGCAGGAAGGGGAGGCCUAUGCGGGGCAGCAACAGCAGGAGGGACAGGAGUAUGUGGGGCAAGUUGUGGGAGGAGAUGUGGAAAUGCAGGAGCAGCAGCAAGGAACGGUGGUGCCGGAGGGAGGAGAGGUGGUUUAUGCACCUAAUGCUGCUGCUGCUGAUGCUUCUGGUGCUGCUGGUGGUGAUGCUGCUGUUGAAGCUGGAGAAGCGGCGGCUAAACCUGAUGCUGAUGCCUUUUCUGCUGCUGUUGCUGCCGCUGACACCGCAGCAGCAGAAGCAGCCGCAGCAGAAGCAGCAGCGACGGCAGCAGCAGAAGCAGCAGCAGCAGAAGCAGCAGCAGGUGGCGUGACAGGGGAUGAUGGGGAGGGAAUGGAAGGGGUGCAGAUGCAGGGGGAAGCGGAAGCAGCACAUCUGGCUGAGGGCGGGGAGGGAUACACUGAAGCGGGGACCCAUGAAGGGUAUGCAGAAGCAGGGGCGCAAGAAGGGUAUAUUACUCAGGGUAAUGAAGGGAUGGGGAUGGGUAAUGAAGGGUACGCUCAGGAGGUCGUUCAGGGGGAGCAGGGGGAGCCUCAGGGUGGGUACACGGGAGAACAGGCACAUGAGGGGUACGGGCAAGAAGGGGCGACUUUUGAGUCGACUCAAAAGUCAACUCAGGGGGAGCAGGGGGAGCCUCAGGGUGGGUAUACGGGAGAGCAGGGCCAGGCACAUGAGGGGUACGGGCAAGAUGGGGCGACUUUUGAGUCGACUCAAAAGUCAACUCAGGGGGAGCAGGGGGAGCCUCAGGGUGGGUACACGGGAGAACAGGCACAUGAGGGGUACGGGCAAGAAGGGGCGACUUUUGAGUCGUCUCAAAAGUCAACUCAGGGGGAGCAGGGGGGGCCUCAGGGUGGGUACACGGGAGAGCAGGGCCAGGCACAUGAGGGGUACGGGCAAGAGGGGGCGACUUUUGAGUCGACUCGAAAGUCAACUCAGGGGGAGCAGGGGGAGCCUCAGGGUGGGUACACGGGAGAGCAGGGCCAGGCACAUGAGGGGUACGGGCAAGAAGGGGCGCAUGCUUAUGCGGUCGGUGGGGAGGCAGGAGGGUAUGCGGAAGGGCAGAUGGAGGGACACGUGGAGGGGCAGAUGGAAGGACACGUGGACGGGCAGAUGGAGGGACACGUGGAGGGGCAAAUGGAGGGACACGUGGAUGGGCAGAUGGAGGGACACGUGGAUGGGCAGAUGGAAGGACAUGUGGAGGGGCAGAUGGAGGGGCACGUGGAGGGGCAGAUGGAGGGCCACGUGGCACAGCCUUACGUGGAAGGGGAAAUGGCAGCGGAAGGGCAUGUGGAAGGAGGAACCACAGCAGCAGGAGAAGCAGCAGGAGAGGCAGCAGCAGGAGAAGCAGCAGCAGGAGAGGCAGCAGCAGGGGAAGCAACAGCGGCAGCAGGAGCAGGAGGAGAAGGCGCAGGGGUAGCAGACGGUGUGGGAGCGGGCGGCAAGGAGAUGGUUCUGGCUGGCACGGAAGCAACAGAUCGGAUUUUGUCUAGUGUGGAGGCGGCAGAUCUGAUUCUGAUGCAGCAGCAGCUGCCACAGCCGCCGCCCGGGCCGGCCGUGGGGAACCUGAUGAUGCUGCCGAUGCUGCUCGAUCAAAUCGAAGCACACAUCCUCUUCUACGGACGCAUCUUUCGCAAGGAGCCUUUGGAGGAGGAGCUGCGGAAUCUCGUCUUCGCAUCCAUGCCCUCAGGUAGUGCCUUCCCUGUCUUACCCCCCCUUCCCCUGUUUCCUUCCAAUCCCCUCGUUCCUCUCCUUGUCUUCCUCUCAUUGCUCAUCCUCACCUUUUCCCACUCCGUGCCACUCCUUCCCACUCAUCCUCACCUUUUCCCACUCCGUGCCACUCCUUCCCACUCAUCCUCACCUUUUCCCACUCCGUGCCACUCCUUCCCACUCAUCCUCACCUUUUCCCACUCCGUGCCACUCCUUCCCACUCAUCCUCACCUUUUCCCACUCCGUGCAACUCCUUCCCACUCAUCCUCACCUUUUCCCACUCCGUGCCACUCCUUCCCACUCAUCCUCACCUUUUCCCACUCCGUGCCACUCCUUCCCACUCAUCCUCACCUUUUCCCACUCCGUGCCACUCCUUCCCACUCAUCCUCACCUUUUCCCACUCCGUGCCACUCCUUCCCACUCAUCCUCACCUUUUCCCACUCCGUGCCACUCCUUCCCACUCAUCCUCACCUUUUCCCACUCCGUGCCACUCCUUCCCACUCAUCCUCACCUUUUCCCACUCCGUGCCACUCCUUCCCACUCAUCCUCACCUUUUCCCACUCCGUGCCACUCCUUCCCACUCAUCCUCACCUUUUCCCACUCCGUGCCACUCCUUCCCACUCAUCCUCACCUUUUCCCACUCCGUGCCACUCCUUCCCACUCAUCCUCACCUUUUCCCACUCCGUGCCACUCCUUCCCACUCAUCCUCACCUUUUCCCACUCCGUGCCACUCCUUCCCACUCAUCCUCACCUUUUCCCACUCCGUGCCACUCCUUCCCACUCAUCCUCACCUUUUCCCACUCCGUGCCACUCCUUCCCACUCAUCCUCACCUUUUCCCACUCCGUGCCACUCCCCACUCAUCCUCACUUCUUCCCUAUCCUUUCCACUCAUUCCUGUUCCUUCCACUUCGCUUUCACAACCCAGACCUAGACACACCAGAGCACGAGCGCUGUCUAGAAGUGGUGGACGCCUGGGAGGUUCGCAAGCGCUGGGCAGAACCUAGACACACCAGAGCACGAGCGCUGUCUAGAAGUGGUGGACGCCUAGGAGGAGCGCAAGCGCAUGGCUCUCCCCUUGCUUGCAGUGCUUCCACACCUUCCCACUCCCUCCCAACCCCUCAUACUCCUUCUCACUCCGUCCCACUCCCUCCCAUCCCUUACCACAUCUCCUAUCCAGACCUAGGCACGCCGGAGCAUGAGCGAUGGCUCGAGGUGGUGGAGGCUUGGGAGGAGCGCAAGCGCAUGAUUGGUUACCAAGCCUCGGGCGGCCGAGGCAGGGGGAGAGGCCGGGGGCGAGGCAGGGGGAGGGGCAGGGGGCGGGGGAGGGGGAGGGGGAGAAGGGGCGCAUAUGCUGCCAAUGGGGGGGGUUAUGGUGGCAGGGGGGAAUAUCCGGGGGAAGAAGGGGAGGAGGGGUUUUACACUGGGAGUGGGAUGAGGAGAGGGGGAGUGUGGGAUUCGGAAGGGAUGGAAGGGGAAGAGGGUAAUCCAGGGGAAAUCGACGGGGAAAUUCCCCAUAGAAAAUACCGGGUCGGGCCGAGAAUUCCAGCCGAGGCGCAGAAAUUAGGGGCGGUUUUGGGGAGGGCGGCGUGGGGGAAGGCAGAGGAGGAAGAGGCGAGGGAGUAUCUGUUGGGUUUGGCCCCUGAUAGAGGGAUUGCAGAGGAAGCAGCUGGUAGGGCUGCUGCUGCUGCUGCUGUGGCUGGAAAGCAUGCUGCUGCUGCUCUUGGGUUGGUGUGUGGGGAUGGGGUGAAGGGGAAGGAGGAGGGGAAGGGAGUGGAGGCUAAAGGGAGUGAUGAAAAGGGAGCAGAAGCUAUGGAAACAGAAGAGAAGGUGAUUGCAGAGGAAGCGGCAGAGAAGGGGACUGCAGAGGAAACAGCCGAGAAGGUUCCUGCAGAGGAAACAGCAGAGAAGAAGCCUGCAGAGGAAGCAGCCGAGAAGGUUACUGCUGAGGAAGCAGCAGAGAAGGCAGCGGAUCGGGCUCUCUUAAUGGCGAAGGACUCGGCUGUCAGUGCAGGAAAGGCCAUGCUGGCACUCGAUCGUGACCUGGACGCCAUGUGGCAGGAGCUCUAUGAGGUGGACAACUGCCACGUGGAGGCUGACAGCUCAGCAGGGAAACUCGCUGCGCAAGCACUGGCUGCUGCAGCUGUGGCUCGGGCGUCAGCCGCUGCUGCCAAGUCAGCGUGGGACUUAGUUAAGUAUUAUAGGAGUAAGGUGGGGUUGAUAAUGAUGGAGGAGGAAGGGAGGGAGUGGAGGGAGGGGGGCGGAAGGGGGAGAGGAGGGAGGAAGGGGGAGAAAGGCGGGGUGAAGUAUGUCCUUGCGCUGCAGGUUAAGCCGCGGAGGGUGAGGAGGACGGCGAGGGAGCUUGGGAAGAUGGGGGAUGGGGUGUGGGAGGAGGAGGAGGACGAGGAGGAAGUGGAGGGGUUGGAAGGGGUGCAGGGGGCUUCGCCUAUGGACGAAUCAGGAGCCGCCACGUGGACAGAGGAGGAAGGGUUUGGGGGAGGGGGAGGAGGAUCGGGGGGGAGGGGAGGAAUAGGGGGAGGAGUAGGGGGAGGGGUAGGGGGAGUGGUAGGCGGAGGGGUGAGCCCUGUGGCGUUUCAGGGGUAUGAGGGGACGCCUGGGGGGAGGGGAAGCGGAAGGGGCAGGGGGAGGGGGAGGGGGAGGGGCAGAGGGAGGGGUAGGGGGAGGGGGAGGGGAAGGGGGCGUGGGCGCAAGUCAGUUUGGGACGAGGGGGAGGAUGAGGGGGAGGAAGGGGGGGAGUGGCGGGUGGGGAAGAGGUCACGGGGGGAGAUGGAGGGAGGGGGGGAGUAUGGGGAGGAGGCGGAAGGGGAGGAGGAGGCGGAGGAGGAGGGGGGACAGACUCUGCGUCACAAGUUCAGUGUGGGGUCGUUUGUUGAGGUGGCGUCCAACGAGGAGGGGCUGAGGGGCAGCUGGUUCACGGGCACGGUGCUGCAGAUAUAUGCUCAUGUGUGCCUUGCUUGCACAUGUUGCUGUCUGUGCGUGUGGUUGCGCCGGUUCGUGUUGCUGUGUGCACGGCAGGUGGCGUCAAACGAGGAGGGCCUGAGGGGCAGCUGGUUCACGGGCACGGUGCUGCAGAUAGUGGGCAACAGGGCGUUGGUGCGAUACGAUGAGUUGCUGGAUGACGAUGGUGAGUGGAUGAGCCUCGUGGUGGUGAGUGCAUGGCGCAUGGUGUUGGUGCCUGACUUCACGGGCACGGUGCUUCAGAUGGUGUACAAUGAGCUGCUGGAGGGUGAUGGCACCCACCAGUUGGAGGAGUGGGUGGGGCUGGUCCCGCCAUCCCCUGCUGCAAGCGACGCCUCCCGCUUUGUCUCGGGAGUGCCAUCGGGCCCCCAGAGGAAGGGCCAGCAGCCGGAGAGGCGGCUUAACCCCCCUGCCACCCUUCCUCCCCCAACCCCCCUCGCUCCACCAGGCACCCAUCAGUUGGAGGAGUGGGUGGGGCUGCUGGAGGAGUGGGUGGGGCUGGUCCCGCCCUCCCCUGCUGCAAGUGACGCUUCUCGCUUCCUGCACACACCAGCUGGAGGAGUGGGUGGGUCUGGUCCCGCCAUCCCCUGCUGCAAGCGACGCCUCCCGCUUUGUCUCGGGAGUGCCGUCGGCCCCCCAGAGGAAGGGCCAGCAGCCGGAGAGGCGGCUGAACCCCGUUUCUUCCUCUUCUCCCGCUUUCCCCACCUCUCUCCAGGCACCCACCAGUUAGAGGAGUGGGUGGGGCUCGUCCCGCCCUCCCCUGCUGCAAGCGACGCUUCUCGCUUCGUCUCGGGCGUGCCGUCGGCCCCCCAGAGGAAGGGCGCGCAGCCGGAGAGGCGGCUGCGGCCGGGGAGGGAGAGGGGGAGGCGGCGGAGAGUUGCCAUGGGGCGAGUGUGGGCUGUGGGAGACAGAGUCGACGCGUGGGUGGACGACGGUCUCUCUCGCUCGCUUUCCUUCUCACCCCCUCUUGUUCUCUUUCCCCUCUCACCCCCACUUGCUCUUUUUCACUCGCAACCCCUCCUGCUCCCUCCCUCUCACCCCUUCUCGCUCUCUUCCCCUCCACCUCUCAUUCCAUUUACCCCUCUCCCCUUAUCCCCCUCUCGGCAACACAGGUGGUGGGAGGGGGUAGUCACUGCACUGGACGCACAGGGUCCCAAAAUCAGAGGCUUCACUGUGGAGUUUCCAGUCCUUCUCACCUGCACUUUGUCUCCUUUUACGCUUGCCGUCCCUUCCCUCCCUUACGGCAGGGUACGGGGAGAUGGGGCAGAAGCAGGUCAAGGCCGCGUCGCUUGCUGCUCACUGCCACUCAUCUCUCCCCCACCCUGCCCCCCCCUUUCCUCUCCCCCCCUGCUCCCCCCCCUGCUCCCCCCCUGCUCCCCCCUGCUGCUCCUCCCCCUGCUUCUCCCCCUGCUCCUCUUUCCCUCCCCCAUUCCCUCACCGCCCCCUGCUGUUGUGGCAGGGUACGGGGAGAUGGGGCAGAAGCAGGUGCGGCCGUGGGAGCUGCGGCCAUCAAUGGUGUAUGACACUCAGGGCCACCUCUGGCAUUUCGUCAAGGUCAAGGCCGCGUCGCUUGCUGCUGUGGUGGGCGGAGCAGGGGGCGAUGAAGAGGAGGAGGGGGAGGAGGAGGAAGUCGAGUAUGUGGGGGAGGAGGCUGGCGCAGCAAUGGAAAUGCGAGCCGUCGUCAUGGGUCGCGCGUUGGUGCUUGCGUUGCUCGCGUUCUGCCUGGUGGGGUGCGCCUCGGCGCGCUUUGGCUCCCCCGCCAACGAUGAGAAGGAGUUCAUCCCCGGGCAGCCCCAGGAGGCGUUCAAGAGCAGCGGCGGACGCGUGGAAGUGUGGAGCCCCGACUUCAAGCAGUUUCAGGAUGCGGACAUCGGCGCUGGCAUCGUCACCAUCGAGAGCCAGUCCCUGGCGCUGCCCCACUACGCCGACUCCGCCAUGAUCAACUACGUGAUUGAGGGAGAGGCAUGCGUCGGUCUCAUCACGCCGCUCGGCAUGCCCACCAACAUGCGCCGCCUGCGCAAGGGCGACGCGUACAUCCACCCGCGCGGGUGGGCGCACUGGGCGUGGAACAACGGCAACCAGCCGUUCCGCGCGGUCGCUAUGGCGGAUACCUCCAAGGGCCCCCAGCGCGGCCAGUACACUUCGUUCCACCUCAUCGGCGCGCAGAAGGAGCAGAGCGGCGGCAUCCUGCACGGCUUCAGCUCCGACCUGCUCGCGCGCGCGUGGAACGUGGAGGAGAACGACGUGAAGCAGCUGCUGCAGGAGCAGAAGGAGACCGCCUUCGUGAAGGUGCAGCAGAGGAGCCAGGUCGACGCGCUUAACGCCGCAAUCGACGCUCUCAACGCGCGCUCCGGCGCGGAGAACAUCUUCGGCGAUUUCUCGUACAAUCUCAUCGAGAAUGACGCGGAUAUUCAGCGCGAGGGCGCGGGCCGCGUGACCUGGGCGAGUGGCUGGAAGCUUCCGAUGUUCCGCAAGGUUGGGUUCUCGGCUGCGCGGUUCGAGCUUGAGCAGAACGCGCUCGCGGCGCCGCAUUGGCUGGCGAACAGCGCGGCGCUGAUCUACGUGCUGAACGGGCAGGGGCGGUUCGAGAUGACCCACUCCGACGGGCGCACGGCGGUGCGACGCGACGUGAAGCAGGGCGAGCUGAUCGUGAUCCCGCCCGGCCUCCCGCACGCCACGCUUGCCUCCGGCAACGGCAUCGAGUACAUCGCGCUCAUCACCAAGUCGCGCCCGCAGGUCGGCUUCCUCGCGGGGGCCAACUCCGUCUACCGCUUCCUGCCGCGCGCCAUCCAGCAGGCCGCUUUUAACGCGGACGAGAAGCUGAUUGAGAAGCUGCGCAGCACCCGCCAGCACGAGUACGUCAUCCUGCCGCCCAAGGGCCAGAAGCCCAAGCCCCGGGCGUUCACCGAGGAGGAUGAGGACGUGGAUGUCGAUUUCAGCAUCAUCGACACUCCCUAUGGCUUCUAA
Closterium sp. Naga37s-1 is the source of this 9129-nucleotide messenger RNA. Lineage: Eukaryota; Viridiplantae; Streptophyta; Zygnematophyceae; Desmidiales; Closteriaceae. The record is from the annotation of a GenBank genome assembly.